AUGACACAGGAGAGUUCUGAGGAAGACCAGUUAGUAUUGGAAGAAAAGAAGUGCGCUGAGAAGUAUGUGGCAAGUUUGGCGAGCUACGAGAACUCUUUGGCUUUGGAUCGGCCUUCUUCUAUUUGGGCUAUACUUAAGGUGCCGGGAAUAGUCUUCUUUGCAGGUGUGGGUGGAUAUUUGCUGGGCUGGUUGAAGUUUCAGCCUUGGGUGCUAGUGCCUUUACUGUACACGAUUGGGUUUGUCUUUGUUAGACGGAUAAAAGAGUUUAAACGGGGGUUAGAGGCCUUUAUUUACUUCUCGAUUCGGAAACAGAGCGUAUCUAAGUUUGAAAAGGUAGAUUGGCUGAAUGAAGUCAUGGAAAAGUCUUGGCGGUAUGUUGAGUCAACGGCAUCUCGGAUUCUGUUGCUGCGGGUGAGUGCUAUUCUGCGGCAUAUAAAGGUGCCAAUGAUCAAUGACAUUCGCUUGGAUAGGUUUACACUGGGCGGACAGCCACCAGUUAUUGAAGGUAUUCGCAUUCGCAAAUCGGAUAAGGAGUCUUUAAUCGUUGAUGUGGCUUUGCAUUUCAUUCCGGCUGUAAUGGAGAACCAGCAGAAUAUCUUUGAGAUGGCCGGGAUUGAAGGACGGGAAACCGAUUGGAAUUCAAACAUUACCUUGAUUGUCCGAGUAGGUGGAGCUGCUGCUGGGUUGGACAUUCCUUUGACCUUGAAGAAUGUUUCAUUCCGAGGAAGUGCGCGCAUUAAACUGAACUUGACUUAUAAUACGAAUGUGGUGGAAGGCGUGGAGUUUUCCUUCUUGAAGCAGCCCGUGGUUAGUUUCAAUAUUGUGCCUUUGAAGAUGGUUGAUAUUAUGGAUAUUCCGGGUCUGGCCACGGCCAUUAAGAAAGUGAUUGAGCUGGGAAUUGAGAAAGAAGCUUUGUAUCCUAAACGGAUCUCAGUGGCUUUGCAUCCCAAAUCGGUUUAUUAUGUUGGUGUGAUUGGCAUCCAUAUCCACCAGGUAGUUUCCAAUAUUGUUGGGGCCUACUACAUUGGUGUUGGCGUAAAUGGGCGUAAGAACCAGUGCAUUGCCCGAAGCGUUGGCUCAGACCGAUGUAACUUUAUUGCCUACAUUCCCAUUAAGAACAUGGACGAGUUUAUUAGUAUCAAUAUUCAAAAGCAAGAAGAAGGAGCGCCAGUAUGUCGAGCUACCAUCCCUAUUGAUAGGUCCUGCAUGCAAUCAAGGACCCAGAUGUUUGUCUCAUUGACUAGCCAGGCCGGCUACAUAGAUCUUUCGACUAUUUACAUUCCUAAGUUUGAUGUUGUUAAGGUCAAUGAAGAAGAAAAGCCCAGAUCCGCUAUUGUUACAGUUAAGCUUGCCCAGCUAAUUGAUAUAGUCGAUCAACUUGGCCAUCCUUACAAGAACUUGCAUGCUAAAGCAACUGUCUAUCUUAAAGAGAAAAAGCAGCGCCGGAAAGAUCCCGCUAGCAUGUCAGCAGCUGAAUUAAUGAUUCCUGAAGGUAAAAGUCCGGCGCCUUCGGCUACAAAUGAGUCUUCAACCGAUUCUGAUGAAGCUGAUCUUAAGACCAAAGAAGAAACCGUUCUUACCGACGAAGUUUUAGGUAUGUUCACCACCAAGACCUCUCGUGAUGUUAUUAGCCCGGCCUUCGACGAGAACUUCGUCUUCUUCACGCGUGACACCAAAAGAACUGUUAUUGUAGUAGAAGCCUACGAAGGCACUAAACAGCUCGGUAGUUUUAGUGUUAAUAUUCGACGGGGAAUCUCUAUUUCUUACGGCACCUUUGAUUUUUGGCAUCUUCAGGCCGCCCGGGCUAAGCUUCUCUUUGCUGCCGAGUACGUUUGUAUGAACAAGAUCAAAAUGCCCAAGUAUACCCACAUUCGUCGUAUUACAAUUGAAGAAAUCGGCCAUCCCGGCGCUUACACCGGCUACAUCGUUACUAGUGGCCGAGUUGUUCCAAUUAAAGGCAUCUACUCACAUGGUACUGGCCAGCACCAUGCUACUAUUCUAGUGCCCAUCCUUUCUACCGAUGAACUAUCUAAAUUCGUCGCCUACCACCAAGAUGAACUCUUUGGUGGCUGUGAUGUCAUUACCGGAGAAACCUUCCUAGGCGAAACUCCCAUUCGCCUCACCGUAACUGAGUAUCCUCUCCACGAGUGCAAAGAGUUUGCCUCUAAGAUCAAAAUACCGACCACCGAAACUUCCCCUCUCUCAUCCCCCGAUAGUGCCAACGAACCAGAACCAGAACCAGAACCAAUCCUACAUUCACAGCCAGAUGCCAUCACAGAUAACAGCACCGAUGCAACUGAUGGUAAUGAUGCCAACACUGACACCACCGAUGCCAACACCAAUACUACCGACGAUACCGCCGAUACUGGUACUAACGCCGUCGAUGUCAACACCACAACUGAAACUACCGCCACAACUAACGCAUCCCCAACAGAUACUACUCCUAAUAUAACUUCUCCCUUUACUCAAAUGCGAGUGAUUGUCUGCCGAGUUGACCAUCCCAUCUUCCUUGAGUUCUCUAAAGAUGAUGUUGUUCUUGAUCGUAGUUCGCCUAGUACGGGCAAGAAACUCUUUGGUGAAUUCUUCUUCUUUACUGACGUCAAUGUUUCUGUCUAUACGGUUAAAGAAGGUUUCCUAAUUGGUAAGUUUGUACUAGCUAAGAGCAACGGUCGCCACGAAAUCAAACUAGCCCACAACCAACUCUUUGUCAUUGAUCUGUACAACCGCUGGUUCCCCUCCUAUAGCACCCUCCCCAUCAACCGCGGCACACUUACUCUUACCAUCCCGACCAUGACCGCUCUAGACCUUCCAGAGAUUGAAAUCUACCACUCAGUCUUCCUAGAACUUUCUGUCAAAGAUACACAGUACUCCACUAAACCCACCAUCCAACUUGAAUCCCCAGCUUUCACCGAAUCUUUCACCUUCAAUGUCUUUACUCCCCUCGACAUUCUUUACAUUCAAGUCUGGACCUGGACUCUACUCAAAGAAAAGAAAUCCAUCGGCGAAAUAUCCCUUCCUCUCUACGCCAUCCCACCCGGUCAAUCCAAUCUUUCCCUCAUCGCCGAAAUUCUCUACAUUGAUACCAAAAAGUCCACAUACAAACUCAAUUCUCUGCUAACCCUCGCAUAA
Nematocida homosporus is the source of this 3129-nucleotide messenger RNA. RefSeq lists its product as uncharacterized. The coding region runs from base 1 to 3129 and encodes 1042 amino acids. Gene Ontology annotation, molecular function: lipid binding. Lineage: Eukaryota; Fungi; Microsporidia. The transcript has a single exon. The record is from RefSeq and is a predicted model, not a curated record.